AUGGGGGGCUUUAUCCUCACUAGUUCGGAUUAUCCUGACGGGUUCCCGAUUGAUGCUGAACAACUCUUCUUUCCUGUGAACAAGUUCUGGCGCAUCGGACAAGGGUAUCCCAUUACUACCCUUGAGCUGACGACGAUUACACUUUUAUUCCUCAUGUUGGGGAUUUCAAACCCGUCGUAUCGUCCGCAGCGGUGCUCCGUACUCGGGACAACCGACUAUUCUAGAUAUUCGCCGAACUGCGAGAACCUCGACGCAUCCGGAACUUCAACAUACUUGGCAUACUACUCCAACGUCAGCUUUCGACUGCAUCUUCCUCUUUUCGGUCGAGAGGUCACUGCCACCCCCUGGGACAGAAUUCCUGGUGACAUUUUGUACCCACUGGAAUGGGGCCAUCCCGAUGUGUAUCUCAUCCCCUUGGGUCUUCUUGUCCAGCAGGCUUACACCGUCUAUCACACUGUUUACUCUCUGGUCGACACUUUCUACUUCACUUACAUCUCAUAUCGAGAUAGGAAUGGUCAGCAAUCACUUCUACCCAAGGUGUCGCCUCACCGUGAGAUGAUUUCAUACCCAAUUGCUCGGGUCCCUUCCCCAACCCAAGAACCCAUCAGCUCCGACAAUAUGGAGCUUCAGCGGCGACUACUCGGAUCUAUGACGAACCUCAAAAUUUGGGCUGCAAGCCUCAGAAACAUCUCACCAGAUGAAGACCCAGAUAUGGAGAUUUCGCUGAGGUGGACGAGCGCGUUUUUCUUUCCGACAGUUGUCUGAAUUUUUCGUCGACGCUAUUUCUACAUUGAGGACUUGAUCAGUCUUCGGUCACGCCGGCAGGGGUCUACAGCUCGGCUCAGCGAAUAUUUCCAUUCAUCUGAAGCCACAUUUUCGUCAUCAUGUCGGAUGUUCUCUAUUUAAUCCAGAAGACACGCGUUGUCCUGAAACGUACGAUACUUGAUCUGCGUUUUGGCGAAUGUAUGGGAAGGAAACUCGGGGAUUUUGGUGUUUCGUGCUAUCGCGGCUCUUGGGUUCUGGCCUGGCGUUUGGAGAUGUGUACAAACAGGGGACAGGAUAAACUUAUGAUACCCUCUACUAUACACAAUGAAACUUUUGCC
Molecule: messenger RNA, 1103 nt
Organism: Ilyonectria robusta
Lineage: Eukaryota; Fungi; Ascomycota; Sordariomycetes; Hypocreales; Nectriaceae
Exons: 4
Coding region: 1-765 (254 amino acids)
Source: RefSeq, a predicted model, not a curated record